GCUGAGUACCACAAACCACAACAAACUCCCGGCGAUUUCACAAAAGAAAAGCGAUUUUACAUCAGUGAGCUCAGUUUUGCUGCAAUAUCUACUGAUUGGUGUUAAUUUACGAUCGUCGGAUACGAACAGUGCCAAGAUGUGGCCCUUGAUUAUGCAAUUCCUUCGUGCAAACGCCGCGUACAUCACGCUCCCCGUAGCGGCGGUGGUCGGCGUAAUCGGAUACAACCUCGAGAGCCUACUAUCGGAUAAAUACACUCCGUACAGUGCUUCCAUUCAGGAGAAACGAGCGGAACGUAUCACGCAGGAGGAGCGGUUGAAGGAUGCAACGCACGUAGAGAAACUCGUCUACAAAGAGAACGUUCUAGGCCGGAAUCUUUCGCCUUCGUUGCAGAAAGAGAAAUGAGAAGCUGCGCAAGAGUAGUCGUGUUCUUUAAUAAACGUUUUGUUACUUA
Anopheles aquasalis is the source of this 452-nucleotide messenger RNA. RefSeq names its product small integral membrane protein 12-A. NCBI's taxonomy places the organism in Eukaryota, Metazoa, Arthropoda, Insecta, Diptera, Culicidae. The record is from RefSeq and is a predicted model, not a curated record.